AUGGCCUCACAGUCCAAUGAAGUCAAGGAUCGCAUCACCUACGGCGUCGUGCACGUGGUGUUGAAAGGUGACCACGAGACCCAGCUCAGCGCCGCCGUCAUUCACCCUGCUUUCUGGGGCACUAUACCGGGGAUGAAGUACUCAACCGUCCAGAUUCAUGCCCCAGAACAAAUGCGCGUCGAUCCUGAGGAAGAGCUGGACAUCAGUCCUCUGUGGGCACAGUGUGCACGAAAGCUCUGGAGCGACGUGUUUGAGAAGGCAGGGCUCACCGACCAUUGGCUCGAAAUCUAUAGUCUCGACAAGUACAUGGGUGAACGCCAAAAACAGUCCGUGUUCUAUCGCCGACCAACAUUGCAACUUGCUACGCGUUAUUGCGGACUGGAGACUGCUUUGAAUUGGGAGGGCUUCUACGCACAGAAGUUACAGGAAAUCCGGCAAGCUCUCGAUAGCCCGAAUGUUCAGGACCGAGAGGGCAAGCAAUCACUUGAAGAGCAGUUGCGAGGUCUUACAGCAUGGCAGGAGCGGAAGGAACAGGGAUUCGUGCACUCACAACAUCACCCUCUUUUCGGUUAA
This is a messenger RNA of Anthostomella pinea, 573 nucleotides long. Lineage: Eukaryota; Fungi; Ascomycota; Sordariomycetes; Xylariales; Xylariaceae. The record is from the annotation of a GenBank genome assembly.